AGAAGCCCAACAACAGUUUGAGGCUCAACAUGCAGACUUGUAAAUAAAAUCUUUAUUUGACGAUGCCUGAUUUUUUUUUUCUUUCUUUCAAACACGGACGAUACAAAGGAGGAUGGAUAUGGAAGAACAUGGAUCAUUUUAUCUCUUUUUUCUUGAUUAUAAGCGAGUAUCAUGGUUGAAUAGAUAUGAAGACUAGGAAAUUGAAUGGGUGUUGUAAGAGACAUAAAGAAUGAACCAAGAGGAUUUAAUAUGUAUAUAUGUAUAUAUAUAUAUAUAUCAAUCAUGGUAUAAAAGAAUGAAUAGAAUGAUACAUUUGUUCUUUUUUCUUUAUGUUGAAAAAGAAAGUAACUUUUGAGAGUGUGAAUACGAUCAAAGCUGAACCCUUGUUGGUCAACAACAAUCAAAUUAAACAAGAAGUGAAUGAUAAGCCAGAAUGGCAUCAAGAAUCUGUGGCCAUCCCAAGAGACGAUGUACAACUGAUUGCCAAUACAAGAAAACGUAUGCCUCAUAAGACUAAAGCAGCCAAGCAAACAUGCUUAACUGAUGGUCUUCCUCGCAGUAAAUCCAUCAUGACUCAAUACAGAAAACUACUGGACUUGCAUGGCUGUAACAGAGACAUGCUCUUUCGUCGCUUAAUCUAUCAAGACUAUAAAAACAAGCCUGAGGAAAGAAUCUAUCGAUGGAAUUUUGCUUUUCGAUUCUGCGUAUGGUUUGUGGUCAAGAAACAUACCAAGAUUAAACCAUGGAUACUGGCUUCCAAGGACAAGAUAGAGAAAUGGAUCUCAUUCGAAGAAUUACAAGGCUUAAGUCAGUUCUUGACAGAUCAUGCCAUCUCUUUCCAGUUACUUCAAGGUCCCUUGGCAGAUGAGGCUGUUGGCUUAUUUCUGAAGAAAUCAAAUCGAUUGGCCAUCAAAUCCUUUUUAUACACUAUGUGUGCUUUUCUGUAUACAUUUCUGCCUAUCCAACAUUACCAUAGUCGAUUUCAUCCAGACCAAUUUUCUAUUAUUGCAUAACAUUAAAAAAAAAAUAAGCC
This is a messenger RNA of Gilbertella persicaria, 1033 nucleotides long. RefSeq lists its product as uncharacterized. The record is from RefSeq and is a predicted model, not a curated record. Bases 330 to 1013 code for a protein of 227 amino acids. NCBI's taxonomy places the organism in Eukaryota, Fungi, Mucoromycota, Mucoromycetes, Mucorales, Choanephoraceae. The transcript has a single exon.